CGUAUCCUCCCCCGGUCGCCCUCCCUGGAGGCCAGGUCGUCAGCUUUUCGCACAUCACUUCGCAUUUACACACAGCGAUGUCUUCAGGGGCUGUUGCGGCUGCCAACAGGAAAGCAGCCCUAGAACAACUCAAGUUCAAGAAAGUUCAGAAGAAACAGAAUGCUUCUCUGGGCCAGUCUACUCGCUCUGACAGCUCUUCACUGUCGAGUAAUCAGACCGCACUCGACGGGCCGCCAACUCAGUCGCGCGACGCGACGACAUCAUCGCGGUACUUCUCGACCACCUCCACCCCCACAGGCAAUGUCUUAGUGCCAAACUCAUCACCCACUCACUACGAUUCUGCUCAUCGGCUUCGUUCAACGCCAUGGCAAGCCGACAACGUCGGUGACGACAUUCCGGGCUUGACACAAACGGGGUCUCAUUUUCGCUCAUUUACACCUCGCGCCGACCCCCUCUCAGCCCCCAGUGGGUUUGUGACCGGAAGCAACGCGUCUCACGCGUCGUUCACGCGUCCAUGGGGUCAAAAUGGACGACGGAGAUCGGAUGUAGAGGAUUCGGAGGAUGGGGAGCGUCCUCGCAAGAGGUUGAAUCGAGGCGAGUCCGAAGACCCGCUUGACUUCCUAAGCAAGCCAGACUCCCCCGACGUACGGCGUCCUGCGCAGCCGCAACGGUUUGACGAUUCCGUGUCCAUGUCGUCCGUGUCAUCCGACGAAUCGCUCCCUGAUGUUCAGGACAUCGUCGCGGGUCCCUCGAGGUCACGGAUUAUUCGUCGUAUGCCUACCCCACCCCCGCCGCCACCGUCCGAGCCUCCGCUGCCUGAGAAGGAUCCAAAGUUUAUCACCUUCAAGAUCGUCAACGGGUCACAUCCUCCCGACGUUGUACGCGCUGCAUGGCAGCAAGCUUCGGGUGAUGAGGCUAAGGCCACGAGCCUACUCAACGACCCAAGCUUCAAGCCACUGUCGGCAACAGCCCCUGGUCGCGCUGUGAAGACCACCGUUGCCAAUGGGCGGGUGAAGGAGAUUGAUGAUGCCACCAAGGCCCAGCGGGCUGCUGUCCGACAGAAAGGCAAACAGUCCAUGAUCUAUCAGCGUCCUCAUGUGGAAAGCAAGCCCGCCGUCGCGACACCGCCGACCUCAAGUUCUGCUGCUCCCAAAGGCUCCCCUCGAACACCGGGCAGUUCCCCAAUAGCUCAACCUCGCGCGAAACGGUUAAAGAGGAAGGUCAUUGACUCCGAGUCGGAGGCCGAAUCUGUCGACAGUGGACAGCCUAGUCGCAUCAAGCGUGCAAAGGAUGAGUCUAGCGCUGAGCUUCGUGUCCUCAAGUACUUCAACGCAACCUCCGUGGAGGGGCUGCAGGAGCUGACAGGCUGUACGAGCGAACAGGCGAACAAGAUCACAGAGCUUCGUCCCUUCUCUUCCGUGGAUGACUUGAAGGCGAAGUUGGGUCAAGGCAGGAAGAAGGCAGGGCCAGCGGGCAUCAGUCCUCGGAUGUUUGAAGACUGCCAGGCCACCUUCGAAGGCUAUGGCAGGGUAGACAACAUCCUGCAGGACUGCGAGCAAAUCGGCGCCGAGCUAAAGGCGGAAAUCUCGCGUUGGACUGGUGGCAGUUCUGUGAAGGCAGGGCGCAAGGGCGCAUCCUCAUCACGAAGUCCAUCCAUCAGUACCGACGACGACGGCGCUCUUGCCCUAACCUCACAGACUGUCGCCGACAGCAAACCAGCAUACUACAUCACGUCACAGCCGUCGUUGAUCUCCAAGGAUAUCCAACUGAAGGAGUACCAGCUUAUCGGUGUCAACUGGUUGAACCUUCUAUACCGCAAGAAAUUGAGCUGCAUCCUGGCAGACGAGAUGGGUCUGGGAAAGACGAUCCAAGUGAUCACUUUCAUGGCUCAUCUGAAGGAGCAAGGUCGUAAGGGCCCUCAUUUGGUCGUCGUUCCUUCGUCAACAUUGGAGAACUGGUGUCGCGAGUUCCAACGUUUCGCUCCCGAUAUUAAAUUCCACACCUAUUACGGUGCCAAGGAUGACCGUCCGGCAUUGCGCCAAGAGCUCCUCGAUUCCAUGGCAACCAAAGUGGACGACGGAUGGGAGGUCUUGAUCACAACUUAUACCCUUGCUCAAGGCGACGAGAAAGAUCGCAAGUUCUUUCGUCGCAUCACCUGGGAUGCAUGUGUGUUCGAUGAAGGUCAUGUCCUGAAGAACUUUCAGUCGCAGCGAUACCAGACACUACUUCGAUAUGAGUCAAGAUGGAGAUUGUUGUUGACGGGUACUCCGCUCCAGAACAACCUUCAGGAAUUAGUCUCUCUCAUGAACUUCAUCCUGCCGCAGCAGUUCGCUCAGGAUCUUGACUCCCUGCGCGCCGUCUUCAAGACUAAGGGUGACUCCAAGGUCACACUUCUUGCUCAGGAACGUGUUUCAAGGGCAAAGAAGAUGCUGACACCUUUCGUGCUCCGGCGACGGAAGGAUCAGGUGCUCCAAGACCUACCGAAGAAGACCGAGAGGAUCGAGUGGUGUGAGAUGACGCCGCUACAGAGAACUCUUUACAACGAAGCGCUUCGACGGUCACGGAAGACGAUAUAUGACCUCCCGGACGCCGCGGAAGCAGAUCCUCAGCCGACUGGCCGUGGCAAGGCGAAGAAAACCCGCGCAACUGCUCGAACGAAGGACAAGAUGUACCUCGAGAACAGUGCGAACGUGCUCAUGGACCUGCGGAAGGCUGCAUCGCAUCCUAUGCUCUUCCGCAGGCGCUUUACGGACACGAUGCUCUCCGCCAUCACCAGAGCACUUCUGAAGGAGCCGGAUUUCAAGAAGCGCGGCGCGCUCUUCCAGCUGGUCAAGGAAGACAUGGAGGCCAUGACGGACGCCGAGCUGCAAGCGUUCAUGGCGACGUAUAAGUCGACACAAAGAUGGAUUCAGCCCGACGAUUGCUAUCUACAAGCGGGGAAAGUCAAGAUUCUACUGAAGCUACUCGAACAGUACCGCGCCGAGCAGAGACGGAUCUUGAUUUUCUCUCAGUUCACGCAGAUCCUCGACAUCCUCGAGAAGGUCAUGGAGACUCAGGGCCUCAAGUUCUUGGUCUUGACCGGCUCCACUCCGGUCGAUGUUCGGCAGACGCUGGUCGACGAGUUCACUGAAGACGAUUCUAUCGAGGUCUUCCUGCUCUCCACUAAAGCGGGUGGUAUGGGCAUCAACCUGACCGCUGCAAGCGUUGUCAUCAUGUUCGACCAGGACUUCAACCCGCACAACGAUAGACAGGCGCAAGAUCGUGCCUACCGGAUAGGACAGAAGCGAGACGUAGACGUGGUCAAGCUCAUCACGAAGGGCUCGAUCGAGGAAGAUAUGUUGGCACUGGGGCAGACGAAGCUUGCGCUCGAUGAGGCCGUCGCAGGGGAGGAGGGCGAAGAGAAGGUCGAACGGGAGAUGAAGACGUCACUCAUGAACGUCGUCCGGAGGAAGCUAGAGACGCAGGGCGAGGAGCAGGGGCCGGAGCAGGAGCAGGAACCGGAACCGGAACCUGAACCAGAGUCGGAAUCGGGAGUCGUGGAGCAGGAGGAAAAGAAGGUCGAGCAGGACGAGACCACGGAGGUAGACGACCUGGGAAGUCCUCUGAGCGCGCUAGACGAUGAUGAUGCGUAGAUGAACAGUAUAGCUGCAUUGUUUGCU
Rhodofomes roseus is the source of this 3659-nucleotide messenger RNA. Its product is annotated as SNF2 family N-terminal domain-containing protein. Gene Ontology annotation, cellular component: nucleus. The transcript is spliced from 10 exons. The record is from RefSeq and is a predicted model, not a curated record. NCBI's taxonomy places the organism in Eukaryota, Fungi, Basidiomycota, Agaricomycetes, Polyporales, Fomitopsidaceae. Bases 78 to 3632 code for a protein of 1184 amino acids. Gene Ontology annotation, molecular function: ATP binding; chromatin binding; DNA binding.